ACUGGUAGUUGUAGUAAGGCUUUGAGAAAAAUAUAAAAGGGUAUUGGCAGUUGUAAUAAUAAUAUCUAGGCUUCUUAUUUACUCUAAUCUUUUGCUCUUUAUAAACUACCUUUAAUUCUUUUGCACUUUUAGUUUGUAACACUUGUGAAAACAUGGGUUGCGUUAAGAAUAACUUGUUCAUGUUAUUGUUGUUGUUGGUGGUGGUUGUGUUUGUUAUUGGUGGCAAAAAGGCCGAGGCUCAAGUUCACCACGUAGUCGGAAAUGAUCGUGGUUGGGAACUCGCUUCCGAUAUCGCCUCGUGGGCUGCUGGCCGGAGCUUUGUUGUUGGGGACUUCCUAUGGUUUGCCUACUCUAGUGGCUUAGAAGAAGACAAGAUAGUCGAACUAAAAAGCAAGAAUGAAUUUGAGUCGUGUGAUCUGAGCAAACCAAUCAAAGUUUAUGACAACGGCUUAGAUAAAAUCUCACUAGAAGAGGAAGGGAUCCGCUACUUCGCAAGUACUAAUCCUGAAAGUUGCAAAAAAGGGUUAAAGCUUCCUGUUGAGAUCAAGUCCAAAUCAACGGAUGUGAUUCAAUCAUCAACUUCAUCAUGGAAUUCUGUAUUGGCCCAAGAACCCACUGCUCCAUCUUCUUCAACUAAGAUUUGUGGGCCCACUUUCAUAAUUAUUGCUACAAUCAUUUUCUAUUAUAUGGGGAUAUAAGUAUAUUAUCAUUUUUAUUAACUUGUUAUUACUUUUUGUUUGAACUUAAAUCUUAAAAAAAAAAAAAAAAAAAAAAAAAACAGUAUUAUUGUGAUUUGUGAUGGUGCCUAAAUUCUAUUUCAUGUGGCAGUAAAAAGGUGAAUAUUGAGUUUUGAACUUGUGGAAAUUGUAAUCAAUUGCUUGCUUAGCAUAUUAUUGCUCUUAUAUACAGACAUACUGUAAUGGUUUUUGUA
Messenger RNA from Chenopodium quinoa (quinoa), 931 nucleotides. RefSeq names its product uclacyanin 1-like. The transcript is spliced from 2 exons. Gene Ontology annotation, molecular function: electron transfer activity. The record is from RefSeq and is a predicted model, not a curated record. The coding region runs from base 153 to 698 and encodes 181 amino acids. Gene Ontology annotation, cellular component: plasma membrane. Lineage: Eukaryota; Viridiplantae; Streptophyta; Magnoliopsida; Caryophyllales; Amaranthaceae.